Molecule: messenger RNA, 4020 nt
Organism: Pneumocystis jirovecii RU7
Lineage: Eukaryota; Fungi; Ascomycota; Pneumocystomycetes; Pneumocystales; Pneumocystaceae
Product: SKI complex subunit tetratricopeptide repeat protein SKI3
Exons: 13
Coding region: 1-4020 (1339 amino acids)
Cellular component (GO): Ski complex
Molecular function (GO): protein binding
Source: RefSeq, a predicted model, not a curated record
AUGGCUAAAUCUGCUUUAAAAGCUUCUAAAGAAUUUAUAACUUCAAAGGAUUACAAAAAUGCUAUUUCUCAAGCACAAAAAGUGCUAGAUUUUGACCCUUUAAAUUAUAAUGCUUAUGUUUUUCUUGGGAUUUCUUAUUUUAAUUUAUUAGAGUAUGAAGAGAGCGAAAAAGCAUAUAAAAAGGCCUUAGAAAUUGAUAAUGAAACUUAUCUUGCAUGGAAAGAACGUAUUAUCAUUAUAGAUGAAAAGGAUAAAUGUUUUGAUACUAUAGAAAAACUUUUGAAAUAUGUUGAAGAACAGGGUUCACAUAGUCAGAUACUGAAUACUCUUGAAUUAUGCCUUCCUUCUGGGAUGUUCUACAUUUAUCUUGAAGGUCUUAUUCCCAAUGCAAGUGUGACAUAUGUAAAAAUGAUCAAUAUACUUGAACAUUUAGAAAAAGAAAAAAUGAAUAAAGCAAUAGCUAAACAACGUGGAAGGCUUGGUUUUACUCUUGAGGAAAUUACUAAAAGUGUUAAAAAGGCUGUAUUUAUGGAUUCAACGUUAGAAAAAAUUUAUGAAGAAACAAUUAAUUGGGCAGACGAUGAAGAAUUGCGUCGAGAGACUGAAAUAAAAUUGCUUAAUCAUUAUUAUGAACAUCUUAAAGUUAUUGAUUCAGAUGAAAAACCACUUAAAAGAGAAAAGGUUUUAAAGCUUGCACACGAUAUGGUGAUUGUAAAAAAUCCUAAUGUUUUACCAUGGAUAAUUUUUUUUGAGUGGAAAGAUUUUCAAAAGAUUGAUGAAUUAGACAUUGGUGUUAUUCAAGAUUUUAUUUCUUUAUUUUCCGAGCAUCCUAUGUCAUUGUGUCUUCGAGGGGUUUUAUAUUUGUAUUCAAAAUAUUUAGAAUCUUCCAAAAAUGACCCAAAUAAUAAACGAAGCGAUAAUAUAAUUAAUAAUUUAUUGGAAAGUAUUUCUGAUCAAUUGCCUGAUGAUCAUUUAGAUGCUUUUAUUGAUGCGGCUGAAAAAUUGCCAAAUUCACCAUUUUGUCAUCGUUUUUUGGCUAGUUCUUAUCUUUCUAUAAAAGAAUAUGGAAAUGUAUCUAUUGUUUCUAAAGCAGGAUUGAAUGCGCUUUCUAAACUUUCAGAGGAAACAGGAUUAUUACUUCCUUUUACACGUCAAGAUUUAAUAUUUUAUUUAGCUGUAUCAUAUGUAUAUUAUAAAUCGCCAAAAUUUCAUGAUGAAGCAUUAAAAUUAUUUGAUGAAGUACUUGAAUUAUCAUUUAAUAAUGUUAUGGCAUUACAUGGAAAGGCAAUCAUAUUAGAAGAAAAAAAAGACUUUUCUUCUGCUGUGAAUUUACUUUUGAAGGCUGCAGAUUUAGAACCUGAUAAUAUUUUAAUUUUAUCUGAAAUUGCAUGGUGUGAAAUAAAUAUAAAAAAAUAUGAGGAUGGGCUAAAUAAACUUAAUAUUUGUAUAGAAAAAAUGGGAAAUAAUACAGUUCUUUCUAAUCAUGAUAAAGCUGAAAUUUUUUGGAAAAAAGGUGUAGCUCUUUGGGAACAAGAUGACGAAUCAAGGAAAUCCGAAUCAUAUUCUUUUUUCAUAACAUCUUUGAGAUAUGAUCCCAAUUAUUCACGAUCGUUUGUAAAUUUAGGGAUAUUUUAUGCAGAUGUUAUGAAUGAUGAAAACAGAUCUAUGAAAUGCUUUCAAAAAGCAUUUGAGAUAGAUGCUGGGGAAAUUGAUGCAGCGGAAAGGCUUGUAAUUGCAUAUGCAAAAAGAAAAGAAUGGAAUUUGGUAGAAACCAUAGCAAAAAUUGUUAUUUCUGCAGAUAGAAUACAUAGAAGAUAUUGUCAUGAUUUAUCAUGGCCACAACGUUCACUAGGAAUAGCAGAAAUGAAUCAUAAAAGAUAUGACAAAGCUAUUAUUCAUUUUCAAAGUGCUUUGAAGAUAUAUUCAAAUGAUCCUCAUUCUUGGGCAGGCCUUGGAGAGGCAUAUGCUAAAUCAGGGAAAUAUAUAGCGGCAUUAAAAGCUUUAAAUAGAUCUAAAUGUUUAGAUGAAAAUAAUUGGUAUGUACAAUAUUUAAUGGGAGAUGUUCAGAAAUUAUUGGGGAUGUACAAAGAUGCAUGUGAAUCAUAUUAUUCUAUUCUUAAAUCUUAUCCAGAUGAGUUUGUAGUUAUUUUAGCAUUAUCAGAAACCUAUAUUUCUUGGAGUUCCGUAUGGAAAGAAAAAGGAUUUUAUAAAAGAUCAGAAGAGUAUGCUAUUAAAUGUCUUAAAAUAAUUAAAGAGUCAAAUAAUAAUUGUAGUAAUAAUAAAUAUAGUUAUUCCUUGUGGACUAUACUUGGUAAAGCAUGUUUUUUGCUUUCUAGUUUUUUUGUUACUGAUUUAGAAUCAUUAAUUUCAAUAUUAAAUACAUUAUAUAAUGAAUAUAAUUUUGUUAAUGAUAAAUUGGUCCCAAUUAUUGAUAAUUUACCUUUGGAUCAAAAGGAUUUAUUUAAUGAUAAAAAUCUUUCUUUAUUGUUAUGGACAUUUUUAUUUAUGAAAAGAGCUGUUAGAGUUUCUGUGGAAAAUAAAGUUGCACAUUCAAUGUCUUGGUAUAGUUUAGGGCAAAUUUUGUUUUCAAUACAUAUUCAGAAUGCAAAUUUAGAUAAUUCUUGGAUUAAAUCUUCAAUUUAUUGUUUAAAAAGAGCUAUUAAAAUGUAUCCUAAAAAUGCCACUUUUUGGAGAGCACUUGGAGUAGUUACUUCAGUUUUGAAUCCGAAAUUUUCUCAACACGCUUUAAUUAAAUCUUUAAAAUUAGAUGAACAGAAUCCUAUUGCUUGGGGGGACCUCGCAACAUUAUAUAUGAUAAACGGUGAUUUUGAUCUGGCGUAUGAAGCAUUUACAAAAUCCCAAAUAGCUGAUCCAGAUUAUUGGGUUCCUAGAACGGGUCUGGGCUUUAUAUCAACAAUAAUGAAUGAUAUUGCAGAAGCUAAGGAACAAUUUGAAAUUUCGUUUAUUAAUUCUUCUCAAAAUAUUCCUAUUGUAAACUAUAUGUAUGUUACAUCUUCUUAUGAUUAUUUUAAAAAAAAAUCACUUUCUGAAUUAAUAGGGAACCUUACAACUUAUAUUUUUGCAAUUGAGAAAUACUUUGAGCAACGUCCUACAGAUUGUAAUGCGUUAAUAUUGAUGUCGUUAUUAUUGGAAAUAAGUCAUAACUGGACAAGAUCUAUUGUAUUUUCAUCAAAAGCAUGUACUAUUUUGGAAAAAGAAUAUGAAGAAAAUGAAAAUCCAGGAAUUGUGAUUCAGUUUUUGCAUGCAAAAUCAUGUUUAUCAAGAGCUCUUUUGGCAGAUAAACAAUAUGAAAUGGCUUUGGAAAAUGCACAGGCUGUUCUUGAUUUAACAGAAGGAUCUGAACGAUCUACUAAUCGUCUAUCAUGUCAUUUGGUAGCAGGUAUUUCUUUAUUUUAUUUAAACAGGUUAGUUGAUGCAUUGGAAAUGUUUCAAAGUUGUCUUGUAGAAACUAAUGAACACCCUGACGUCAUUGUUUUACUAUGUAAAAUCCUAUGGGCAAUGGGUGGCGAAGAAGAGCGUGAUAUUGCUCAGCAACAAUUGCUUGAAUGUAUUUCUAAAUACCCUAAUCAUCUUCCUUCUCUAUUGCUUCUUGGUAGCAUUAGUCUUUUAAAUCAAGAUUUCAAACUGGAGAUAGAAGUUUCAAAAUAUCUUAACACUUUUGAUUGGAAUGAAAAAAAAAAAUAUGAUUCUGAAUAUUCUCUUGAAAAGUAUUUAGAAUUAAAAGCGUAUAUUAAGGGUGAUGAUCCAAAAUAUGUAUAUCUUUCUGCACUUAAUGUAUACCCAUCAUCACCUAUAAUCUGGACAAGACUCGCAUCAAUAGACAAUGAUCCGGAUGUAUGUUCAAUGGCUUUAAAAAUCGCUCUAAGAAAUCCUUGUUCACCAGAAACUUUAUCACUGGCUUAUAGUCAAAUGUCGUCCAUUUUUGACACUUUAAAAGCACUCCAUUUAGCACCAUGGAUCGCUAAAUACUGGAAAACACUUGAAAGGUAUAUAUUAUGA